This is a messenger RNA of Rhopalosiphum maidis (corn leaf aphid), 1870 nucleotides long. It is a transcript of the gene gzl, whose product is annotated as E3 ubiquitin-protein ligase RNF13. The transcript has 10 exons. Lineage: Eukaryota; Metazoa; Arthropoda; Insecta; Hemiptera; Aphididae. Gene Ontology annotation, cellular component: nucleoplasm; cytoplasm. Bases 504 to 1721 code for a protein of 405 amino acids. The record is from RefSeq and is a predicted model, not a curated record.
UUAUUAUUAUUAUUAUUAUUUCCAUUAUCAUUUAUUUAUUAUUAGAUAUUAUUAUUCGCGUAAUCGACAACGGUGUUGCUCGUCUUGUUGUUUUUCUCGAUUUGCGUUUCAACAUUAUUACUUCUCGCCCUGCGGGGGGUCCGUCCAUCGUUGUUAUCGCCGCUGUCCGUUGUUUUUGUUCCGUGUAGUGCACAGACUACCAAAUGUACAUUACACACUAGUUGUCCCGCAGUAUCAUAUACGAUUUUUGUCUGGCUGUCGGAAAUUUGGACAUCAUUACACGUCGCUCUUCUAGCCGUAUUAAGUUUUUCAUUACGAGUUUCGAUUUAUUUGUGCGUGCGUCGAGCGCUGGUUUCAGUGAUUCGAGCUGCAAGUCAAGAUCAUGAUUAACGCCGAAGGUCAGAUUUAUUUCAACUGUCAGUUACACGUUGUAUGCCCAGAAUUACUGUAACGGUUUGCCAGAAAAUAAUUGUGUAUCAGAUGUUGUACAGCUUUUAUCAAAAAUGUUUAGAAAGGAAACGGCAUUUAUUGCCUUAAUAAUGUUUAUAACUACAAUAAAAUGUGAUAUUAGCAUAUAUACUAGAGAUCACCAACAGUUAGAUUUAGAGUUUAAAGAUGCGCAGUCUCUUUUUGGAGCGGAUAUACCUUCAGAUGGCAUUAAAGGUUACAUUUUGAGUGCUGAACCCGAAGAUGGUUGUACUAAAAUUGAAUCUCCGCCCAAAAGUGGAAGUUGGUUUGCCUUAAUUAAGAGAGGAAAUUGUAAUUUUGACGUAAAAGUUAGAAAUGCUCAAAAUAGCAAUUAUACAUUAGCCAUUAUAUUCAAUGUUAACUCUAGUAUUGUUGUGCCAAUGAAUGGUAAAAAUACAAGUGAUAUAGUCAUUCCGUCAGUUUUUGUUGGUGAAAGCACUGGGAUUAUGUUGAGAGACUACUAUGAUUAUCAAAACGGCUAUUAUGUGAUUGUAGACAACAGUCAAUUCCCAUUUGAUAUAAACUUGAAUUUAUUGUUGCCAUUUGCUGUGAUUGUUGCGGUAUGUUUCUUCGCAAUGCUUGGGUUUAUGUUAAUUAAAUGGAUUAAAGAUCGAAGACGAGCAUUUAGACAUCGAUUACCAGCAUCUAUUCUUCGUAAAAUUCCGAUCUCAACUUUUGUGAAAGGUGAUCCAUAUGAUACUUGUGCCAUAUGUUUAGAUGAUUAUAUGGAUGGAGACAAAUUAAGAAUUUUGCCAUGUGCUCAUGCUUAUCACUGUAAAUGUAUUGAUCCAUGGUUAACACGAAACCGACGAUUUUGUCCUAUUUGUAAACGCAGAGUUUAUGGCAAUAAUGAAGAUCUACAUUCUGUGGCAUAUUCUUCAGAUACUGAUAGUGAUGAGCCCAAUGAUAGAACUCCAUUAGUUGCACCUGGUAUUAAUAAUUCAAAUUCAUUGGGUGUUGGUACAUUCCGUAGUUUCAGAGGACGUGUUUUCACUCGUGGUAGAUCUGCUAACACUGUUCCUGUGCAUCCUCCAGUUUUAUCAUCAAUAAAUGUAGCCAAUGCAGAUUAUGACACAGUUUCAUCUCAAACAGAUUCAUCAGACUCAAUGUUAUCAGAUUAUCAAAAUCUGUAUGAUGCACCAGCUCACCAAUCGGUUUCAGCAUCAAUGUCAAAUUCAGUGAAUAAUUUGGCUCCAGAACUGAUGACUAACAUAGAACCAAGUAGAACAAAUGUGCAGAACCAUAUCGUUUAAACAGUUUAUCAACAAACAGCCUAAAAAAGUUGAUUUCUUUUAUUGGACUUUAAUUAUAUUACAUUGCUUUUAAAUAGAAACAAAAUAUGAUUUAUUUUUUUUAAUCAAAAUAUUGUUUUUAGGUCUUUAUUUUAUUACUAUAAGUUUUU